GACGAGCGUAACCAGAUUCUGUCGGCGUAUUUAUGGAUACGGCAAGUCUGGAUUGACAAGUAUCUCACCUGGGAUAAGGAUAACUAUGACGGGCUUGAUACCAUCCGUAUACCUGGUAGUUAUGUAUGGAGACCCGAUAUAGUCCUAUAUAACAGCGCUGAUGAUCACUUCACCAGCACUAUGGACACCAACGUCGUUAUCCGUCAUGAUGGCCAGAUCAUGUGGGAUGCUCCAGCCAUCACCAAAAGCUCCUGUAAAGUUGACGUCUCGUUCUUCCCCUUUGACGCCCAGCAGUGUCGUCUGACCUACGGGUCAUGGACCUACAACGGCAACCAGCUUGACAUUCUGAACGCCAUGGAGAGCGCAGAUCUCGCAGACUUGGUGGACAACGUGGAAUGGGAGGUGCUGGGAAUGCCGGCCAAGAGAAAUGUCAUUCUGUACGGCUGUUGUGCAGACCCUUAUCCGGACGUGACGUACACUCUGAAACUGAAGAGAAGGGCUUCGUUUUAUGUGUUCAACUUGCUCAUUCCCUGUGUGAUGAUCUCUUUCUUGGCUCCGCUGGGCUUCUAUCUACCUGCAGACUCUGGAGAGAAGGUGUCACUGGGGGUCACUGUGAUGUUAGCACUCACCGUGUUUCAGCUGUUGGUAGCUGAGAUCAUGCCUCCCUCAGAGAAUGUACCUCUUAUAGGUGAAUCAUUUAGAUAUGAUUAA
This is a messenger RNA of Sinocyclocheilus grahami, 711 nucleotides long. Its product is annotated as neuronal acetylcholine receptor subunit alpha-10-like. Gene Ontology annotation, cellular component: postsynaptic membrane. Lineage: Eukaryota; Metazoa; Chordata; Actinopteri; Cypriniformes; Cyprinidae. Gene Ontology annotation, biological process: monoatomic ion transmembrane transport. The record is from RefSeq and is a predicted model, not a curated record. The transcript is spliced from 2 exons. Gene Ontology annotation, molecular function: transmembrane signaling receptor activity; acetylcholine-gated monoatomic cation-selective channel activity. The annotation marks the transcript as partial.